Anopheles merus is the source of this 515-nucleotide messenger RNA. RefSeq names its product probable 28S ribosomal protein S16, mitochondrial (gene mRpS16). Bases 101 to 514 code for a protein of 137 amino acids. The record is from RefSeq and is a predicted model, not a curated record. Gene Ontology annotation, molecular function: structural constituent of ribosome. NCBI's taxonomy places the organism in Eukaryota, Metazoa, Arthropoda, Insecta, Diptera, Culicidae. Gene Ontology annotation, cellular component: ribosome; mitochondrial small ribosomal subunit. The transcript is spliced from 3 exons. Gene Ontology annotation, biological process: mitochondrial translation.
GCAUGACAACCCGCUGUGUUGUUUUCAUUAGCGGCACGCGAUUGACUGCAAAACAGCACAGGCAUAUUUCGGAAAAGCUGAAAAUUUACAGCAAUUUAAAAUGUCGCUUGCUGCGGCGAGUGGUACGGGAAGAUUUUGGGCACGGUCAGCAAAAACAAUUCGCUUUGUCCGGCAAGGAUGUACGAAUCGGCCAUUUUUCCACAUUGUAGUAAUGGAGCGCCGCAAAGAUCAAUACCAACCAGUCAUUGAACAAGUGGGAACGUAUGAUCCAAUUCCAAACGAGCACAAUGAACAACUGGUAUCGUUUAACUAUGAACGCAUCCGUCAUUGGAUUGGUAGCGGAGCCCAUAUAUCGAAGCCGGUGGCGGAGUUAUUAGGUAUUGCCGGCUUGCUUCCAGUCCAUCCGCGGACCUAUAUGACCGCGUGGCGAAAUAGACAAAUGGCUGAGAAGCUUGCACAGAUCGAUGCGUUAAAAAAAUCGGAUAACGUCGAUAGUACAACAAGCAACAGUUAAA